This is a messenger RNA of Emys orbicularis (European pond turtle), 1359 nucleotides long. RefSeq names its product zinc finger protein 34-like. Bases 1 to 1359 code for a protein of 452 amino acids. The record is from RefSeq and is a predicted model, not a curated record. Lineage: Eukaryota; Metazoa; Chordata; Testudines; Emydidae. Gene Ontology annotation, biological process: regulation of DNA-templated transcription. The transcript is spliced from 4 exons.
AUGGCUGCAGCGGAGGCAGUUCAGGCGUCAGUGACCUUCGAGGAGGUGGCCGUGUAUGUCACCAAGGAAGAGUGGGCUCUGCUGGACCCCGCUCAGAGAGCCCUCUACAGAGACGUUAUGCAGGAGAACUAUGAGAAUGUGACCUCACUGGGGUUUGCAGCUUCCAAACCUGAUGUGAUCACCCAUCUGGAACGAGGGGACGAGCCGUGGCUUCUAGAGCUCCAGGGCUCUGAGGAAAGAGAAAUCCUGGGAGUCACCUGCCAAAGUGGCAAGAAAGAGGAGCAGAAUCCUCAGCAGGAAGUGGCUGAGCAAAUGCCACCACGUGCGGCCAGAUCCCAAGGGAAUGUGUCCUGGAAUCAUGAGCAGGGAAAAGCCUGUGAGCAUCAGCGCAAGUCAGAGAAGGGGCAGGAAAACCAGUCAAGGGAGAAAGUUGGUAAAUCUAUUAAUUAUCAGGGAACUCAGAAGGGUCUCAAGGAAACCAAAGCCCAGCAGAGCAUCCCGGCGGGAGAGAGAAAUAACACAUGCUCUGAGUGUGGGAAAAACUUCCACAGCCACUCACACCUUAUUAGACAUGAGAGAAUCCAUAGCGGAGAGAGACCCUACGAAUGCUGUGAGUGUGGGAAAAGCUUCACUCAGCGCGCGCACCUUCUUACACAUCAGAGACUCCACACAGAAGAGAGCCCCUAUGAAUGCCAUCAGUGCGGAAAAAGCUUCAAGGAGAGAUCAAACCUUCUUACACAUCAAAGAAUCCACACAGGGGAGAGACCCUACGAAUGCUGUGAGUGCGGGAAAAACUUCAGUCAUCGCUCAGCCCUCGUUGUACAUCAGAGGAUCCAUACAGGAGAGAGACCCUACAGAUGCUGUGACUGCGAGAAAAACUUCAGUUCCCAGUCAGACCUUAUUAAACAUCAUAGAAUCCACACCGGGGAGAAACCCUAUGAGUGCAGUGAGUGUGGGGAAAACUUCACCCAGAGUUCUGCCCUUAUUACACAUCAGAGGAUCCACACAGGGGAGAGACCCUAUGCAUGCUGUGAGUGCGGGAAAACCUUCAGUCAUAGCUCUGCCCUUGUUACCCAUCAAAGGAUCCAUACAGGAGAAAGACCUUACAGAUGCUGUGACUGCGGGAAAAACUUCAUUUACUGCUCAGACCUUAUUAAACAUCAGAGGAUCCACACAGGGGAGAGACCCUAUGAAUGUUGCGAGUGUGGGAAAACCUUCACUCUGAGCUCACACCUUAUUGCACAUCAGAGGAUCCACACAGGGGAGAGACCCUAUGCGUGCUGUGAAUGUGGAAAAACCUUCAGUCAGAGCUCACACCUUAUUAAACAUCAAAGGAUCCACACAAGAGAGAGACCCUAG